CGCGGUGGGCGGACGUGAUGGUGCUCAGCGUGGGCAGACAGCUGCCCCUGGGGCCUCUCUUCUCCCUACUCUUUUCUACUAGCGUGGCGUACAUCGCCACCAGAGAUAACUGCUGCAUAUUAGAUGAGCGAUUUGGUAGCUUUUGCCCAACUACCUGUGGCAUUGCAGAUUUCUUUAAUAAAUACCAUCUCACUAUGGAUAAUGAACUACAGGAAAUUGAGAGAAUGUUGCAACAAAUCACUAACUCCACAGUAUCAACAGAGCAAUUGAUUCAACACAUCCAAACCAUCAAUCCUCCUGAGAAACAGACACUACCAAAUACAAUUGAUGGAUAUACUCAAAAGUCCAAGAAAAUAAUUGAAGAAAUUAUCAGAUAUGAAAACACUAUUUUGUCUCAUGAAAAUACCAUACAGCAGUUGACAGAUACACAUAUAAUGAACAGCAACAAGAUCACACUGCUAAGACAGAAGAUUGCUCAGCUUGAAACACAGUGUCAGAAGCCAUGUCAGGAUAAUGCUGAAAUACAGGAGACAACUGGAAGAGAUUGUCAAGAUAUUGCAAAUAAAGGUGCCAGAAAAAGUGGUCUUUACUUCAUCAAGCCUCAAAAAGCCAAGCAGAUGUUCCUAGUCUAUUGUGAUAUUGAUUCAUUUGGCAAUGGGUGGACAGUAUUACAGAGGAGACUGGAUGGGAGCGAGGACUUCAGGAAAAAUUGGGAUCAGUACAAAGCAGGAUUUGGGCAUCUGUCUCCAGAUGAUAGCACAGAGUUCUGGCUGGGCAAUGAAAAGAUUCAUUUAAUAACCACACAAUCUAAUCUACCAUACACCUUACGAAUAGAACUGGAGGACUGGAGUGGCAAAAAAAGCACUGCUGACUACGCAGUAUUCAAAGUGGGAAGUGAAGAAGACAAAUACCGUUUGACCUAUGCCUACUUUAUUGGUGGUGAUGCUGGGGAUGCCUUUGAUGGCUUUGAUUUCGGAUCUGUAAGUGACAAAGCAUCGACCUACCAUAAUGGCAUGCAGUUCAGUACCUUCGAUAAUGACAACGAUAGAUUUGAAGGCAACUGUGCUGCGGAAGAUGGAUCUGGAUGGUGGAUGAAUAAAUGUCACGCUGGCCACCUCAAUGGCAAAUACUAUAUAGAUGGUGUGUACACAUCUGAAGAUGCUGGACCGGCUGGAUAUGACAAUGGGAUUAUCUGGGUAACAUGGCGCAGCCAGUGGUACUCCAUGAAGAAAACUGCAAUGAAAAUCAUCCCGUUCAACAGACUGUCAGUAGAGGGACAGCAGCACAACUUAGGCAACACCAAACAGGUUGGAGACGCAUAAAUAGACAAUUUAACAAAGACUUAUCUAAACAGG
This is a messenger RNA of Tinamus guttatus (white-throated tinamou), 1355 nucleotides long. RefSeq names its product fibrinogen gamma chain (gene FGG). Gene Ontology annotation, biological process: blood coagulation; blood coagulation, common pathway; platelet activation. Gene Ontology annotation, molecular function: protein-macromolecule adaptor activity; signaling receptor binding; extracellular matrix structural constituent. The record is from RefSeq and is a predicted model, not a curated record. Gene Ontology annotation, cellular component: fibrinogen complex. NCBI's taxonomy places the organism in Eukaryota, Metazoa, Chordata, Aves, Tinamiformes, Tinamidae.